Molecule: messenger RNA, 6298 nt
Organism: Pogona vitticeps (central bearded dragon)
Lineage: Eukaryota; Metazoa; Chordata; Lepidosauria; Squamata; Agamidae
Gene: TMCC1
Product: transmembrane and coiled-coil domain family 1
Biological process (GO): endosomal transport; endosome membrane tubulation; membrane fission
Cellular component (GO): endomembrane system
Source: RefSeq, a predicted model, not a curated record
CAAGGCUGUUGUAGGCAUGCUGCUUUGUUCAGGUCAUGCAUUGGGAGCAGCUGUUGCGCCUCAGAAAAGCUAAGAUUGAGCGGUUAGAUGUAAGCAGCCUAGCACAAACAUCUAGCGCAGUGGCCUCAAGCACAGACUGCAGCAUCAAUGCUGACUCUGUUGAUGGAACACCAGAUCCCCAGCGCACGAAAGUGGCCAUCACGCACCUGCAGCAGAAGAUCCUGAAGCUAACUGAACAAAUAAAAAUAGAGCAAACAGCUCGGGAUGACAAUGUGGCAGAAUACCUGAAACUAGCAAAUAAUGCUGACAAACAACAGAGUGCCCGCAUCAAACAAGUGUUUGAGAAGAAAAACCAGAAGUCAGCACAAACAAUCCUCCAGUUGCAGAAGAAGCUAGAGCAUUACCAUCGAAAGCUCCGAGAGAUUGAGCAGAAUGGUAUCCCUCGGCAGCCCAAAGAUGUCUUGAGGGAUAUGCACCAGGGACUGAAGGAUGUGGGGGCAAAGGUCACUGGCUUUAGUGAAGGAGUAGUAGAUAGUGUUAAAGGUGGACUUUCCAGCUUCUCCCAGGCAACCCAUUCAGCAGCAGGGGCUGUUGUUUCCAAACCCCGGGAGAUAGCUUCACUCAUCAGGAAUAAAUUUGGGAGUGCAGACAAUAUUGCUAAUUUGAAGGACUCCUUGGAAGAAGGCCAAGAAGAUGGGACUGUGGGAAAGGGAUUAGGUGUUCAUAACUUUCAGUCAAGCCCAAAAUAUGGCAGUGAGGAAGAUUGUUCCAGUGCUACAUCUGGCUCUGUGGGGGCCAAUAGUACUACAGGGUUGCUUGUGGGAGCACCAAGCUCCAAAACAAACACUCUGGAAAUGCAGAGCUCAGGUUUUGAUGCAAUACUUCACGAGAUUCAAGAGAUCAGAGAAAUUCAAGGACGACUAGAGGAAUCCUUUGAGAACCUCAAGAUUCACUAUCAGAGGGAUUAUUCCUUGAUCAUGCAAGCUCUACAGGAAGAGAGAUACCGAUGUGAGCGGCUAGAAGAACAACUGAAUGACCUGACUGAGCUCCACCAGAAUGAGAUCCUCAAUUUAAAGCAGGAAUUGGCCAGCAUGGAAGAAAAAAUCGCUUAUCAGUCCUAUGAGCGAGCCAGAGACAUCCAGGAGGCACUAGAGGCCUGUCAAACCAGAAUCUCCAAGAUGGAACUGCAGCAGCAACAGCAACAAGUUGUCCAGUUAGAAGGCCUUGAAAAUGCCACUGCCCGAAACCUUCUGGGCAAAUUAAUCAACAUCCUCUUGGCAGUCAUGGCUGUUCUGCUGGUCUUUGUCUCCACAGUGGCCAAUUGUGUUGUCCCACUCAUGAAAACACGCAGCAGGACGUUCAGCACUUUAUUUGUAGUGGUCUUCAUUGCCUUUUUGUGGAAGCACUGGGAUGCCCUUACUGGCUAUUUGGACCGGUUCUUCUCACCCCCUAGAUGAUGUCAAGAAGAACUGGCUGUUGCCCCAUCCACUGCUCUGGCAAGUGAGCGUGGCAAAGCAUAGUCAGCAACUCCUUCUUCUGCUGAAGUUUUUAAGUGUCAGAGCGUGAAUUUGUUUACAGUUAACAUAACGUUUUCUCUCUAUGAGACACAUUGGCAAUAGUGUUUUUUAGAUUUUAUUCAAGAGCUCUUUUUUGGCAAAAAUCCUGGACAAUUUUUAUGUAGCAUGGUUCUCUUUGAAUGCAAAUCUUAAUAUUCCUUAAGCAUACAAAAAUAAAACACCAAUACGGAGCACACCCAUGAGCAAUUUAAGUUAUGGCUCGAACUACUGUACUAAAGCUGUUGUAAGGAGAAAACAGUUACAUAAAGCAUAACAGCGAUUAAUCAUAAUGCACAGCGGUACCAUGAUGACCCCAUAAUACUACUGUGAAACCCAACCACAUUCCAUGUCCGAAUGUAUAGCUUCAGGGUGGCUUUCUCUAAAGAAGACCAAUGCAAAGCAUGGAAUUCCCUGGAUCCAUUGCUGGGUUUAUCUGUUGUCCCAGCCUAGUAUCCACAUUCUUUCUGCAAGGCUUGUUCAGCUUUUCAGCUGGGAAUAUGAAGUGGACAGAUUACACUGGAUACAGUUACUGCACAGUUGUACUACAGUAUUUUGAAAUAGUCCUUUAAAUACUUUAAGCAAAAGCCCUUGGUCACACUUUUACUGUUUUUUAAUAUAUGUAUAGUCACAGAUUUAAAAAUCCAAAUGGCAUACUUGAAGAGUGUAAUACUCAAACUCUCAGUGCUUCCUUAUUGUUUCUAAUAGGAUUUUUUAUUAUUCUUAUUGGGGUUUGUUUUUCAGCUUAGUGGUUGGGAGGGUCAUUUUUUCAUUUUAUUUUCUCCUUUGAAAUAAAGAAGUGAUGUUCUUAAAUGAAGAAAUGUGUGAAUAAAUGUGAACUGUCUUGUCCUGAACAAGUUCUGAGAAGAGCAGAAAACAGUUCUAAUAUAUCUUGACUGCACACCCAUACAGAUAUGAUCUGUGUCCUUCUUAACUUGCCAAUGCAGCAUCAUGAAAAGAGAUUCCCUGCCCCCUUUUUAUUAGUCUUUUUAUAGUUUCAUUUCAUUUUCUUUUAUGGGCUGGAGGGAGGAAAAUUAAAAUUUCAUCCCUGGAUUUGUUGCUGAUAUUUAUAUCAGCGUAAGGGAGUGUUUGGCUGUUAUUAAGCAAAAAUGAAAGGUAACUUUGGAAACCAGCUAUGGAAGUGAGCUGAUGUUCUGUUCUGAAAGAAGAAAUUUGUACUUGGGAAUAAUCUCAUUAAUCAUUCAUAGGAUUUAUACUUUCAGUUUAGGCUCCUGUAUGCCAAAGUUAGGGUUGUAACUGGAACAGUUUCUGUUUAGUCAGCUUCAGGUAUAUUGAAAAAGUUACCCUGAGUCUUUAAAGAAAAAGUAGAUACUUGAGGAAUCAUCAAGUCAAAACCCUGAUCCCCUAAACUAGGAGUGGGGAAUGCUUGUAGUUCAGAUCUUGUUGGACUGUAACUCCCAUCAGCGCUUGCCAACAUAGCCAGCAGAAGGAAUUAUGGGAGUUCUGAUCCAGCCAUUUCUGGUGAUCCCUACAUUCUCCAUCUCUGCCUUAGAUAUUCCCAGAGUUAAUUUAGUAUUCAAAUAAACCCUUGAUAACUGAAACCAAAGUUGUGCUAUUAGCAAGCUAACAGUGCUUACUGUUGGUGGGUUUUGUGUUUAGAAGCCCUUUCUGCAUCUUCCCAGUAUGUCCUAGCAAGCACCUCCUUCUCUCUCCAUAAAUUUAAAAAGUUGCAGCUUUCCUCACGGCUGAUUGUAUGUUGCCAAUAAUGGGGGGAACAGAACUGCCAGUGGCUUAUGCCACUUCUCUUCUCACCUCAGUAACUCCUACUUAAUUAUCAUGCAAAGCAGGGACUAGCACAAUGUACCUAUAUAGAUGAUCAUCACAGAUCAUGCCCUGGGCAAGACAUACAUUUGUUUGUAAAAGAAACAGUGUUAAGAGGCAACAUGCCACAUGAGCCUCUACUUUCCCUGGUUUUUGGAAAAAUGUGAACUGGCCAUUGAAUUGUAAGAAUGUCAGUUAUGUUUGUAUGACUCCUCAGCCAUGGUGUCAUGUGUUUCUGGAGCCUUUUCUUAAUAUUGGCCUACAGGGUUUAUAUCUACGGAAUUCAGUUUCAUUUAUAAUUCUUUGUUCUCACUGUGAAAGUGUAAAAAGAAAAAACGUUCAUCUGUGUUGCUGGCAUUUAGUCAUGUAUUUUAAGUCACCUUUAGCUGAUGUUUUGUUCGAGAAUCUGACAGUGCCCAAGUGACCUACAGUGAUGUGUGACAGAGAAUGCGGGAAAUCUUGCUGGUGGGAUUUUACUCUCUCAAACUGUGUUACUGUCUCUUUAGCAUUUUGUAAAUUAGACUUGCCUUUUUGGAUGUUUCCAACCAGUCAGCAACAGAAAACUUUCCUCUAUCCCAAUCAUUAAUUUGAGAGAUCUACAUAUCCUGGCUUUUUCCAAAAUUAUAGUGGAUUGAGUACUCAAGAUUCCUCAUGCCAUUAACAUCACAGCUUGUCACUAAGCAAAUAUUUGGUUUUUUCUCAGAGGAAAUAAAUUAUUCUUAAAACGUUCAUAGCAAAAAAAUUAAUCUUCGUAUGUUCUUAGUAUUGCAGGUGUAGAAUUGGGCCAUUAAUGCUUACCAUGGUCUGCCAUGGCAAUGCUCUGUUGAGUUUAUUCCAACCCUACUCAAUACACUACAGCAUUGGAAGCAUCCCACAGUCUCUAUGCCUCUCUCCAAUUUCAUACAUGAUAUAAUGAUUAAUGCUUCUGGUCCUUCUGAGGGCCCACCACUAAUUCAGAAGGUGAAAUGGGGAGUUACAGGGGUAGGAGGAAGGGCUGCAGGGUACUGUAAGUGAUGCACGCUUUGGACUGCAGCCAGAAGGCUUGGGAUCAGAUGGUUCCACAAGCCUUAGUCUUCAUACCCCUUUCAGAUUUUCCUUAUAGAUAAACUUGCCCACAAAACGAAACCAGUUUGAAACAAAACAUAAAGAAGGGAGUGUGGUUUUGCUCAUUACUCACUAAAAAUACACCUUUAUAUUUCUUCCUGGAAAGAUUCAGUUACAAGUUUUGCAGUCUGAACUUCGCAAACUGCCAUGUUUGCCAGAAGGACAAUGGUUGUUAGAAUCUCUGUUCUCCAAAAUGAUUUCGUGAUGAAGGUCUUUUGGCCUGGGAUUUUAAGUGUUUCUCAGUACUCUCCCAAUUCUAACAUUUCAUUGCCCAUGUUUUGUGAAGUUACAUUCAGUCUCUUGACUAGCCCAACAUAACUCUUGUGCUGUCAUUUUGCCUUUUUUUUUUUGCUAUUAAUCGUACAUUCUUCCUCCUCUUGGUCUGAAGGGCUGUGACUGCAUCAAACUGUUUAACAAAUGUUAAUUGUUUUAAAAUGUGACUUCAGCUUUAAAACUCCCAUUCCCUUUGCAAGUGCUGUUUUCUUUUUCUUGAAGAUGAAGCAUUCCUGAAUGAGUUGUUAAUGGCAGUGUCUGCCAAUGUGUGUUUGUUUGUCUGUGUGGAACAUUCUUAUUAUAUAUUGGUAGUAGUAGCAGCAGCAGCAGUAGGAGUACUGUUGGUGCAGCCCUCUUGAAUUGUGGGACUACACAUUACAAAUGUCCUGUUUGGAUAGUGUGAAGUGUAAUAUAUUAAUCACAUAUCAAGAGAUCACAAAGAGGAGCAAAUAUAACAGAUUGCCUUGAUGGAAAGAGAAGUGGCAAUUCAAUACAUUUUCCAUGGUUCAUAAGAAAUGUCCUUCUGUGCUACCUGACUGUUUAGGAAAGAACUGAAGUCUAAAGUUGCCAUAUUUUGAUUCCCCCCCCUUCACCAAUGUGUUCUCAGUGGGGACUCUAUGACUAAAAUCCUGUUUGUGUAAGUUCUGUGGGGUAAAGCUGAUUACAUCAUCAGACAAGGCAACUUUUUGAAAAGUAAACCUUUUCGCCUUCUGUCACAAAGCCUCAGAAAGUCCUGAGUAAAUCCUUUUCAUCAUUAGAAAGUUGUGGGGACUGAGAAACUUGUGGGGAAAUCUUUAAUUACUGAAAAUUGCCACCACUAGUAAAGUCAUUCUGGCAGUGAUGAUUUUUUGUUUUAAAAAAUCCCUCCUGUCCCUUGGCCCCCACUGGUUCCUAAUAACACAAAGGAUACUUAGGGCACAAAGGGGUCUGGGACAGGAGGUGGAAAUGCAUAAUUUUCAGAAAGUUGUCCAGAUUGAUGUUGUCAUCAGCCUUAGACCACAGAACAUCUAUGAAGAAGAUUUCAGCCAAUAAUACUACAUAGGUUCACAGAUAAUUACAUAAAUAAUGUAAUCCACUAACUCUGUGGACGCCUAAAAUCUGAUUUCAUUGGGGAAUUUGGUUGUUUAAUGCACUGGCCAAAAAUGCACAAUAUUUGAGCUAUUUUGGUGGGGUAGGAUGUUCAGAAACAAAAACUGCAAACAAAAAUAGAAAUCAAGGAACCAGGUGGAGGAAAUGGGGCUGUUUUUUCUUUGUCAGCUCUCUUGCCAGUUCUAAGAGAAUUAUGAAUGUGGAUAAAGAGUUCUGUAUGUGUGUGUGUGUGUUUGUGUUGUGUGUGCCAGCUGGUAUUGUGCAUUAGUAGGCAACUGACAUAGCUGUAAGUGUGGUUUUUAAAAGUAUGAAAUAAAAACUCACUUGCACGGGAUGAAGAGUACAGAAAUGACACUUGUGAAGGUAACACUGUAGUUUAUAGAUCUUUAAGCUGCUAAUUGUUCAGAGGGAUUGAAAUUUGUCUUGUCUGGUAGUCACAGGUUUGCCUGUGAUUCUUAUACUGUACAUAAAAUGAAAUAAAAACCUGAGAUAUUAAA